GCGACCGAUCAUCUUCAUCGCCUCUUGUUUCGGCGGCCUUGUCCUGGCCGAGGUACGUCCCGAUGCAUGGACUGCAAACAGCAGUUAACAUCCCCAGGCUAUCAAUCGAGCGGCCCAGCAAGGCAGCACCUACCGACAUAUUCUGCUUUCCACUAUCGGGAUCGUGUUUCUCGCCACUCCGUUCCACGGCACCGAUGCUGCCAAGCAGGCUCGGUGGCAGGUGCUGGUUGCCGGUAUUAUGGGAGAGCAGGCCUCCGAUCAGCUCAUACAAGACCUCGAGCAGAAACACGACUUGGUUCGUCAGCGCAUCCAGAAAUUCACCGAGAUCGCGAAUGCCGAGGCGGUUCGACUGCCGCUGUAUUGCUUCUUCGAAACCAAGAAGACGGAGCUGUUGAGACGCAUUUUAUCGCCGCGUUGGGCGAAGACGCUGGCUACAGGAGUGACCCACAAGAUCCUUGUAACGGAGUCUUCGGCUUGUCUCCAUGGUUUCCAUCGCCAAGGGCUGGAUGCAACCCAUUCGGGCAUGAACAAAUUCGCUGGCCCAGAAUGCCCCAACUUUAAACUCGUCAAAGAUGUAGUUAGGCAAUUAGUUAGAAACGCAUCGGCCGUUCUGACACUCCGGAAGAACUCACCUGACGAGCGGCACUGGAUGGUCCCGUUCGGACGUAACAGGGAAUUCGUCGGCCGUGAAGCGAUUCUCCAGGACCUCCUCGGGAGGAUCCCUCCUAGUGUGGACAAGGAUAACUGCCAGCGGACUGCAAUCGAAGGGCUAGGAGGUGUUGGAAAGACGCAGAUCGCACUCGAGGCCGCUUUUCGUGUUGGUGACGCGCAUCCGGACUGCUCGGUUUUUUGGGUUCCCGCCGUGGAUGCCACCAGCUUUGAGAACGCAUACCGCGUCAUCGGCCAGCUGCUCAAGGUACCCGGGAUCAACGAGGAGAAGGCAGAUGUCAAGGCACUUGUCAAGACAGCCUUGAGUUGUGAAAGCACGGGCAGCUGGCUUUUGGUCAUCGACAACGCUGAUGACAUAAAGCUCUUUGGCGACAUGGACCUCGGCGACUAUCUUCCAUUCAGCCGGAAAGGGUCUAUUCUGUUCACAACGCGAAAUCACGAAGUUGCGGUAGAGCUAGUCGAGUCUGAGCGUCGCAUCAUUCCAGUUGAAGAAAUGAGCAGAGACGAAGCCCUUGAGCUGUUACAGAAAGGGUUGAAGGGGGAUCAGAUAGGCGAUGUGGCAAGCACUGACGCGCUGCUGGAAUUUCUUUGCAAUCUCCCCCUAGCAAUACGGCAGGCCUCUGCUUAUAUGGGCAAGAAGCAGAUUUCGACUGCACAAUACCUUGAGCUAUGCAACUCCAGUGACGAGGAUACGAUCGAGCUGUUAAGCCGGGACUUUGAAGACCGACAUCGAUAUAAGGACAUCCAAAACCCUGUCGCCACAACUUGGCUGAUUUCGUUCCAGCACAUCUCAGAGCACGACCCGCUGGCAGCAGACUACCUCAGGUUUAUGUGCUUCCUAGCUGGGAAGGAUAUUCCGCAAUCUGUGCUGCCGCCGUCCGGCAGGCUAAAGACUAUCGACGCACUUGGGACCCUAAAGGCAUACGCAUUCAUCUCCCAACACAAGGAGUCCGAUACUUACGACAUCCACCCGCUAGUUCAAAUAUCGAUGCUAUGUUGGUUAGCUCAAAGUGGAGAGCAGGGGGAAUGGGCCGCCAAAGUACUACAAAGGCUUGCAGACGUGUUUCCUGUUCCAAAACACGAAAACAGAGAAGAAUGGAUAGGGUAUCUUCCGCAUACACAACGCGCUCUUGAGUUGCGGAAGGGUACAGAAGACGGGGACGCACUGACUGGUCUUCUAUCUAGGGUAGGUGAGAGUUUUCACCAGUUAGGAAAAUAUGAAGAUGCGGAACGGAUGCAUCGGCAGGCAUUGAAGUUGAGUGAAAAUGUGUUGGGCAAGGAGCAUCCAGACACACUUACCAGCAUGAACAACCUUGCGCUUGUACUUGGGAGCCAGGGGAAGGAAAAGGUGUUAGGCAAGGAGCAUCCAGACACACUUGCCAGCAUGAACAACCUUGCGCUUGUACUUGACAGCCAGGGGAAGUACGAAGAGGCCGAGCGGAUACAUCGGCAGGCAUUGGGGUUGAAGGAAAAGGUGUUAGGCAAGGAGCAUCCAUCUACACUUACCAGCAUGAGCAACCUCGCGUGUGUACUUGACAGCCAGGAGAAGUACAAGGAGGCCGACCGGAUACACCGGCAGGCAUUGGGGUUGAAGGAAAAGGUGUUGGGCAAGGAGCAUCCAUCUACACUUACCAGCAUGAACCACCUCGCGAGUGUGCUCAGGAAGCAGGGGAAGUACGAGGAGGCCGACCGGAUACACCGCCAGGCAUUAGGGUUGAGUGAAAAGGUCUUGGGCAAGGUGCGUCGUGGUAUACUUGAGCAAGAAAUCCGUGUGGUGUGUUUGAGAGCAGGGCACAUUCGUUUGUUGUUUUACUCACUCUUUUUUAUUCUCUUAUAUUUUCUUCUCAUAGCGUGCCACAGGAAGGGUCUGGGAGGGCGAGUUACUAUAUAG
Messenger RNA from Canariomyces notabilis, 2560 nucleotides. RefSeq lists its product as uncharacterized. Bases 239 to 2560 code for a protein of 773 amino acids. The record is from RefSeq and is a predicted model, not a curated record. Gene Ontology annotation, molecular function: protein binding; ADP binding. The transcript has 4 exons. Lineage: Eukaryota; Fungi; Ascomycota; Sordariomycetes; Sordariales; Chaetomiaceae.